Acanthosepion pharaonis is the source of this 1596-nucleotide messenger RNA. The record is from the annotation of a GenBank genome assembly. NCBI's taxonomy places the organism in Eukaryota, Metazoa, Mollusca, Cephalopoda, Sepiida, Sepiidae.
AUGCAAAUAAGUCUGCUGCAUAAAAUGGCAGUAAGGCGCCGCAGCGACCGACUCUCAGAGAAUGGUUCGACACGCGAGGCAACAAUUCGCUUUGCUCCUGAAUACAAUUCUCCUGCCUAUGAAUCAUUGUCUUUUGACCUACUCAAGGAACGGUUAAUUUCCAUUGGUUACCCAUCUGCUAUUUCUGAAUUUCAAUAUGAUCCAUCCUUUCCGGUCAGGGGUUUGUGGUUUGAUAAAUUAUAUGGAAACCUACUUAAAGUUGAUGCCUAUGGAAACAUAUUGGUAUGCUCACAUGGAUUCAGAUUUCUAAAGAGCCAUGAAGUUAUUGAAUAUUAUCCAAACAGAUUUAUCCAACUUGAUGAUAAUAGGUGCUAUGUUCUCAACACUCUCUUUCACCUUCCAGAAACUUACAUGAUGGCUUGCUUGGUUGAUUACUUCAGUAACUGUGAUAAUUAUCAAAAGACUAAAACUGGAGUGAGACUUGGAGAUCUUUUUAUGUCCUUUUCUUCUAUCUACCAAGAUGUCCGAGCUGCUGUCGAUUGGAUUCACUUGGCCGGAACACUUAAAGAAAAAACAACUGAAAAUCUUGAAAAAUAUGUCCAUCGGGAUGAUCGACUUCCAAUCUUGUUAAAAAGAAUUAAGCAACAUGGAGCUCAAACAAUUCUCAUCACCAACAGUGGCUAUCAUUACACCAAUAAAAUAAUGAAAUAUUUGCUUGAAAGAAAUCCUGAGGAUGAUUGGGUAAGCUACUUUGACUAUGUUGUUGUAGAUGCCAUGAAACCAAUAUUUUUCAAAGAUGGUUCCAUACUCAGACAAGUGGACACGGAAACAGGAGCUUUAAGUAUUGGACAUCAUACAGGACCAAUGAAGAAAGGCCAAAUCUAUUCAGGAGGUUCCUGUGAUGUACUGUUGAAAAUGAUUGGUGCUACAGGAAAGGAUGUGUUAUACAUUGGGGACCAUAUAUUUGGUGACAUUCUCAAAUCCAAAAAAGAACGUGGCUGGAGGACAUUUUUGGUGAUUCCAGAACUGAAACAGGAAUUGAUGGUGUGGAUUGAAAAGAAGGCAUUGUUCUAUGAAUUGGGCAACUUAGAUGUAAAAUUGUCUGAAAUUUACAAAAAUUUGGAUAGCAGUACUCAAGAAAAACCAGACAUUGGAGAACUGAGACAAGCGUUACGGAAAGUUACUCAUGAAAUGGAUAUGUCUUAUGGAUUGCUUGGAAGCCUCUUUAGAAGUGGUUCAAGACAAACUUUCUUUGCUGCCCAAGUGAUGCGUUAUGCAGAUCUUUAUGCAGCUUCCCUUCUUAACCUCUUGCACUAUCCGUUCUGCUACAUGUUUCGAGCACCUGCAAUGCUGAUGCCGCAUGAAUCUACAGUUGGACAUGACUCAUAUCCAACUGAUGACUCAAAUUUUGCGUCCCAAUCUCGAUCUUCUUCCCUGACUCAAGAAAUGGAAUCUCCCAUCCUGAAGAAGCCAAGGAAACCUGAAGAAAAUAAUACUUUAAAGACUGUGCCACACCUUCGAGCAGACACUCCCACCAAGUUAACACAUUGCCAUGAUGAAGAUGACUCAGACGACACAGAAAAUAGUGACAAGUAG